Molecule: messenger RNA, 411 nt
Organism: Colletotrichum acutatum
Lineage: Eukaryota; Fungi; Ascomycota; Sordariomycetes; Glomerellales; Glomerellaceae
Exons: 1
Coding region: 51-245 (64 amino acids)
Source: RefSeq, a predicted model, not a curated record
CCCACCUAGCAACAUGUCAACCUCUCUUAACACCAAGCACUAAGCCCAAGAUGACACCUCCCAUCUUGGAUCAUCGCAGAAAACCAAAAGGCUUCAAACCCAUCGACAACGUACACGCGCCCUCCAAAUAUACCCCCCCAAGACCAUCACAUAAGGCAGCAGCCCUUCAUGCAACCCGUCCACAACGAAACCCAUCCUCGAUCUACAAGAAUGAGUCCGUGCCACAGGUUAUAAGUGAAUGGUGACAGCGCGUCUGACGUGAGGCCACCCACCAAACGGAAAUGGGAACCAGGAAAUCACCAAACCAUCACCAAUCCUAUCUCCUCUUUUCCAGAUCCAAAAUUGCGACUGGCUCCAGAGAUCCAGGAUCUCAGCCACACUUCCAGGCUUGGUCGUCUCCUGUUUGCUGUC